UCUUUCAUACAGCAUCACUCCUAUAGUUUUUUUUUUUUUUAAAAAAAAAAGAAAAAAAAGAAAAAGAAAAAAAGAAAAAAAGAAAGAAGAAAAAUAUGCCAAAAGCGCGACUUAGGAAAGCAUAGACAUACCUCUUCCAAGCUGCCCUCUUCAAUAUCACCCAAUAAUUGAGCACCGACGUGUUUCGCCGUUGCCACGUUCCUAUUCAUCCUCCUUUUCUUUCCAUUCACGUAUAUCACAUAUUAAUAAAAGAGAGAGAGAGAAAGACGAAGAGAGAAAGACAGAGUCGAUAUGGCACCCCCGUGCCGAGUCUUCCCAGCCUCCCGGCUCGAAUCCGAGAUCCAAGCGACCGAGGGCCGCGCGCGCAAAGGCGGGCGGGUCGACCUGUCGGCCUGCGAGCUCUUCUCGAUGGUCCAGUACGAGUGCCAGAUCGAUCGCCCGGACGUGUCGAAUAGUCCGGUGCGGUGCUGGCCCGUGCAGCGAUGGUUUCGCCGAUGUCAGGAUAAGAAGGGGAGUUUUAUGGUUGAGACAACGAUUUGGGAGGGGACCAAGAGAGAUGAGAGUCGCAGCGGGGAUACACAGAUACAUUGACGUAUAAUUUUAUGAU
This is a messenger RNA of Daldinia caldariorum, 607 nucleotides long. RefSeq lists its product as uncharacterized. Gene Ontology annotation, cellular component: mitochondrial inner membrane peptidase complex. The record is from RefSeq and is a predicted model, not a curated record. Bases 292 to 591 code for a protein of 99 amino acids. The transcript has 2 exons. Lineage: Eukaryota; Fungi; Ascomycota; Sordariomycetes; Xylariales; Hypoxylaceae.